GCGCAUGCGCCAUGUGCCCCUGUGGCGUAGGACCUCGUCCCGUCGCGACUCAGCGCAAGGCGGGGACUGUUGUUGAGGGGCUUCGGCCGUCAGAGUAGACAUGGGGGCCGGCCGUACCGGGGCUGUGCUUGCCGCCCUGGGAGUGCUUAGUGUCUGUGCGGCCAGCGGCUCAAGGCCCGUGGCGGAGGGGGAGACCGGCGGGGAGUUGGAGUGGGCGGAGCCGUGGGACGGCGCAGUUUUCCGGCCUCCCUCCGCGCUGGGCGCAGUGCGGGUGGCGCGAGGUCCGGGGACCCCGCGGCCGGGGAGGGGGGAGGCGGUGGACCUGCCAGUGCUGCUAUGGUGGAGCCCAGGGCUGUUUCCUCACUUCCCGGGCGACUCGGAGCGCAUCGAGUGCGCGCGCGGCGCGUGCGUGGCGUCCCGGGACAGACGGGUGCGGGGAGACUCGCGGACGCGCGCGCUGCUCUUCUACGGCACCGACUUCCGCGCGUCCGAAGCGCCGCUGCCGCGCUUGGCGCACCAGAGCUGGGCGCUCCUGCACGAGGAGUCGCCCCUCAACAACUUCUUGCUGAGCCACAGUCCGGGCAUCCGCCUCUUCAAUCUUACCGCCACCUUCAGCCGUCACUCGGACUACCCGCUGCCGCUGCAGUGGCUGCCCGGGACCGCUUAUCUGCGCCGCGCGGCGCCUCCGCUACCGGAACGCGCGGACUGGCGCCGCCGGGGCUACGCGCCGCUGCUCUAUCUGCAGUCCCACUGCGACGUGCCUGCGGACCGAGACCGCUACGUGCGCGAGCUCAUGCGCUACAUCCCGGUGGACUCAUAUGGGAAAUGCCUGAAGAAUCGGGAGCUGCCCACGCCGCGGCUACAGGACACAGCCACAGCCACCACUGAGGAUCCAGAACUCUUGGCCUUCUUGUCCCGCUAUAAGUUUCAUUUGGCCCUCGAAAAUGCCAUCUGUGACGACUACAUGACGGAAAAACUGUGGCGCCCCAUGCACCUCGGUGCUGUGCCUGUGUAUCGCGGCUCUCCCUCUGUGAGGGACUGGGUGCCCAACAAUCACUCCAUCAUCCUCAUUGACGACUUUGAGUCGCCGCAGAAGCUGGCAGAGUUUAUUGACUUUCUGGACAAAAAUGAUGAGGAAUAUAUGAAAUACCUGGCAUACAAGCAACCUGGGGGCAUCACCAACCAGUUCCUUCUGGAUAGUCUGAAGCAGCGGGAGUGGGGAGUGAAUGAUCCUUUACUGCCUAACUACCUUAACGGCUUCGAGUGUUUCGUCUGUGACCACGAACUGGCUCGGCUGGAUGCCGAGAAGGCCCAUGCAGCCUCUCCUGGGGACAUCCCUGUCCCUGAGCCUCAUAUUGCCCAGCCCUCACACAUGGACUGCCCAGUGCCCACACCUGGCUUUGGCAGUGUGGAAGAGAUUCCUGAGAAUGACAGCUGGAAGGAGAUGUGGCUGCAAGAUUAUUGGCAAGGCCUGGACCAGGGGGAAGCUCUCACUGCCAUGAUCCACAACAAUGAGACACUGCAGAGGAAAUUUUGGGAUUACCUAACUGAGAUCUUCAUGAAAAGGAACCAAAAUCUCUAAUUACUCUUGCAAGAGUCCUUAACUUGAUAGAGCUAAGGAGAUGGAAGUCCUUAUUCUACCAUGGGACAUGAAGGGUAUCUGCUAUGCAAGUUCUUAAUGAACACUGUCUUACCAUGAAUUCAAAGAAUAAGUUAUAUCUACUGAUAUUUUAUCCUAAAGAUGUGUAGCCAGGGUCUCAGUCUAUGGUAAUAGGGCCUCUCCUCAAGGAGAGAUGGAGGCAUCCAGUUCUUGGUUUAGUGGGAACCAGAAGCCUGAAACACCCAUUUGAUUAAAGGUGCUGAUCAACAAAAAUUUUAAAGAACUGCUUAUUUCUCUAGCCAUAUCAUCCUCUCAGUCAUGAUUGGGACAACACGUUAGUACUUGGCUGUGAAUGAGGUAAGAUGGGCCAGGUUUAGCGUCUUUAGAAAACUACUGUGCUAUUCCUCAAACCACUCAUUAUUCAGUACCUUUCCCAAUCUCUUUUCCUCAUCUCUUGCUUUAUAAACUGUUACAUUGGUGGUGAAGCAAAACUUCUGGUGGGUUGUAUUCUGGCUCUCUGGAGUUGUAUUUUUUAUAUCAUUUACUUUGCUUUUCAUGUCAACCUUUUCAUUUUGAAUGGCUUUUUCUUUCCUGGUUUUCCACAAUUUCUGUUGGAGACGGAGUAGCCUUGCCACUAUUCCCACAUUCGUUUUCCCCAGCAUUAAACUGCCUGUAGAUUUGACAGCUUUUCUUACUGCUGGUUUGCUUCUUAUCUAGGGCAUAUCUGAAAUUCCUUCUCAACUCAUGAGUAGAAAGAUUCAGUGGCUAAUAAAUGUCAUGCCAAUUUAAUGAAUUGUCCUGCUCUAUUUUAGAUUAGAGAUGGAGACUCAGGCUGGAAAUGACAGCAGAAAAAGCUAUAAUGAUUUUGAAAUGUUGAAAUAGGCCAAUGUGAAUCUAAGUGCAGAUUUUUAUAAGUCCUUGAUCUCUUCUGUCUGCCUAAUGAACUCUUCUAUUAUUUUUAUAUGCUACAAAAGUCCAUUUUCCCACAAAACUCAUGAAAUUAUGGCAGAAAAAAACAGCCCAGCAAUAUAGCUCUAGUAAGUCUCUCAUAUUCUGUGGCACUUUUCACUUUAAGUGGGAUAAAUAUUCCAACUUCAUUCAUUCUAUUCCUGUUACAAUGCACAACUUUAUAGUACUUACUGAGACUACAUUUUGAUGGAGCCCACCCACCUAAGCUCAAGGGCAUGAGAAGCGAAGCAAGACAUUUAAGCCAUCACAAGUGGCUGGCUAAAUAAAAAGUUGUUAGUCAGAUUUAGGGAGGUAGCCAGACCCUUCUCUUGCUGUGGUUUAAACAUACAGCUUAAUGGACAGGGAGACCAUUUGCUUUUUCUGGGGCAGUGGAACAAGAAAGAAUACCUUGGAUCUUAGAACUACCCUGGUUGUAAUAUUGUAUUAAUGAGUUAUCACUAGAGAAGUUCCAUAGCUUAUCAAUAUGUCUGGUUUAACUUUGUGUGUAUGUAUGUAUAUAUACACACAUUAAUUUACAAACAUAUAUAUAUAUAUAGUUGUAAAGACUGAAGAGGAAGAUGAUGCUUAUGACUUCAGUACAGACUAUGUAUAAUAGAAUCUUGUCCUUCUAUAAGAUUUUGUUGGUUUUUAAUAUUUUGAGCAGACUGCUAAGCUGUUCUGUGUGUGAUAUACCAGCUUGUUUUUUUUAAAAUUAAUUUUAUUUUUUUUAAUUUUUGGCUGUGUUGGGUCUUCGUUGCUGUGUGCGGGCUUUCUCUAGUUGCAGCGAGUGGGGGCUACUCUUCGUUGUGAUGAGUGGGCUUCUCAUUGCGGUGGCUUCUUAUUGCGCUGCCUUCUCUUGUUGCGGAGCAUGCGCUCAGCUUCAGUAGUUGUAGUUGUGGCACGGGGGCUCUAGAGCGCAGGCUCAGUAGUUGUGGCGCAGGGGCUUAGCUGCUCCACGGCAUGUGGGAUCUUCCCGGGACCAGGGCUCGAACCCGUGUCCCCUGCAUUGGCAGGCAGAUUCUUAACCACUGUGCCACCAGAGAAGCCCACCAGCUUGUUUUUAAAUUUAAGAACUCCAAAGCUAACAUCAAGUGUUUAUUUAAAAAAAUAAUGGCACCUGCUUGGAAUGGGGUGAAGAUUUACAGAGAAUUUACAAUUUUUGGCUGACAUGAAACUAUAUAAUAUACUGCAAAAUGGAAAUUCUGUAACAGACCUCACAAUAAACAUUUAUAUAUAUGGGGUGCUCAUAUAUUGUAUAUAUAUGAGAUGCUUCAACAACUAGGGUCCUAAAGAUGUGGCCAAGCAAAGCUAUAAUUUAGGCUGGGUUUCACUGCCAGGGUGGUUCUUUUUUCUUUUCCUUUUUUUUUUUUUUGGCUGUGCCGCGUGGCUUGUGGGACCUCAGUUCCCCGACCGGGGACUGAACCCGGGCCCUCGGCAGUGAAAGCACAGAGUCCCAACCACUGUACCACCAGGGAACUCCCUUUUUUUCAUUUUAUUUAAUAAAAAAUGCCCUUCAUAACAGCAUGGAAAGUUUUCUGUUUGGACUUUUGCAGAAAAGAAUAAGAGAGAAAGACAGACCUUCGAAAAUCCUUAUGUUAAAAUUUGAUAUAGUAAGUACUCUUACAAAAGAAGCCAAAUUCAGGACUCUGAUUUCUAAGCUUGCAGUCUAUUUAAAUGCAGAUGCUGGUUUAUGUAGUGCAGAAUACAUUAUUACCCAAGUGCAAAAUAAGGUUAGGACUCGAAUUUCAUUAUGUGCAAUGAAAAGGGUAGGUGAUGGUUAUGCAAGGUGUAGAAUCAUCCCUACCUCUCCUGUCUAAUUACACCAGUUCACACUGGCAUUACCUCAGCACUUUUAUGUACAAAGUAGGCCAGUUUUUUAUGAAUGAUUGUGGCUGGAGACUCAUGCCUGCUUUGUGGUGCUUCCCAGACUUUCUCCUUUAUUCCUCUUACCAUAAAAGUAUUCAAAACCAGGUGCUACAUUUCCACAAGGGAAAGCAGAACCAGGAAUAGCCACAUGGCUGUCUAACUAAAGGCUUCACUUGCUCUGUGGAGAAAGCAAGCAAUGUGAAUUUUCUCUGGUUUGGGGCCCAGCCUGCUCUGUAUACAGUAGCAGGCUUGGGGUUAUUGGUGGUAGAAGUUCUGAUAGGAAUUAGCUUUAUUUGUGUUGCUGCAGUGGGGGUGGAGCAUGGGGCUCAUGCCUUUAUUAUUCCUGAGUUGCUGCUUCUAUUAUCACAGGUUUAAUUUUGUAUAAUAAAUGGCUUCUUUUUAAA
This is a messenger RNA of Balaenoptera ricei (Rice's whale), 4818 nucleotides long. It is a transcript of the gene POFUT4, whose product is annotated as fucosyltransferase 11. The coding region runs from base 101 to 1582 and encodes 493 amino acids. Lineage: Eukaryota; Metazoa; Chordata; Mammalia; Artiodactyla; Balaenopteridae. Gene Ontology annotation, cellular component: Golgi membrane. Gene Ontology annotation, molecular function: alpha-(1->3)-fucosyltransferase activity. The record is from RefSeq and is a predicted model, not a curated record. The transcript is spliced from 3 exons.